Messenger RNA from Microbotryum saponariae, 2247 nucleotides. The record is from the annotation of a GenBank genome assembly. Lineage: Eukaryota; Fungi; Basidiomycota; Microbotryomycetes; Microbotryales; Microbotryaceae.
AUGGGUGCACUGUGUUGCAAGCCAGAGGUCAGUCCUCCCGUCCCACUCUCUCUCCUUCUCGAGUCUCCACGCGAUCGCCACGUGAGCCGCCGCCAAACAAUGGGCCGACCCCAUCUCUGUUUCCGGUGUGGAUUGACACGGCCCAGCAUUGAGCGCGUUAGAGGCACUUCUGCCGGUUAAGAGUCAUCAUUUGGACGACAAGUUGCCGGAUCGAGCCACCCAAGGCUGACCACUCAUUCGGGACGAGUCUCAUGGACCGGGGCACGGGCACUCGAUCUCGGCCCUCUACUCGGACAUCCCGCACGAGUUGACGACGAAGACUCGAACUGACGCCUCCAAACACCCUUCUUCCCCACAUAGGCUGUGGACUUUGAUGGACCGGUCGAUUUAUACCAUUUCUACCUGCUGCGAUCCGUCGGCAAAGGGGCUUUCGGAAAGGUCAGUUCAAUCAGCUCGCACCCAUUCAUCGUCCCCGCCCCUCGUGCUCGUGGGGGCAAGAGCGAGCAGCCCGGGUCAUCCGUUGCUGAUCUCCUCUGUCAUCGAGCGCACAGGUCCGAGUCGUUCAACACAAACAAACAAAAGCGUUGUACGCGCUCAAGUACAUCAACAAAGCGCGCAUCUCGAAGCAGCGUGCCGUCAACAACAUCAUCCAGGAACGGCGGCUGCUCGAAGAGAUCGACUCGCCAUUCGUGUGCAACUUGCGCUUCGCCUUCCAGGAUGACGAAAACUUGUUCAUGGUACUGGACUUGAUGCUCGGGGGUGAUUUGAGGUUUCAUCUUGAUCGGUUAGGUGCCAUGAAGGAGGACGUCGUCAGAUUCUAUGUCGCCGAAAUGGCACUUGCAUUAGGGGAUCUGCAUCGGAGAGGGAUCGUGCACCGGUGAGCAGUACAUGGGCAACGCACUUGAUACCUUGAACGCAGUUUUCUCAUGCCCUUUGCUCUUCUCGCGCACUGCAGGGAUCUGAAACCGGACAACAUCCUCCUGGACGAAAGAGGGCACGCCCACUUGACCGACUUCAACAUCGCCGUUCACUUUACCGAGGAACGAGCCUUGACCUCAGUAGCCGGUUCGAUGGCCUACAUGGCGCCCGAGGUGCUGGCCAAACGAGGGUACUUCUCGACCGUCGACUGGUGGUCGUUGGGUGUCGUCGCGUACGAGUUGUUGUUUGGGAAACGACCUUAUCGGGGCAAGACGAACUCGUCUUUGACGACGGCGAUUAUGCGGGAUCAGAUUCGGUUCCCUGAAAAUGCGGGCGAGAUCCUCAGCCCGGAUGGGAUGGCUUGUAUCAGAGGGGUCAGUAUGAAAUUGGCUCGUUUACCGGAGGACCGCUCGGACUUACUGAUUGGGGUCUCGUCAUCAUCAUACGUUACAGCUGCUUCAACGCGACACGAGGAAACGACUAGGGUGUAAACACACGGGAGGACUGGAGGCCUUGAAGCGGCAUCCUUGGUUCAAGGACUAUGAUUGGGACGUGAUCGAGAAGAAGGAGGCGAUCCCGCCGUUUGAACCGGAUUCGAGAAAGGCCAACUUUGACGCGACGCACGAGCUGGAGGAGUUGCUGUUGGAGGAUAAUCCGCUCAAGGCGAGGAAGAGGAACCCGAAUUUGGACGUGACGACCAUGUCGGCCGAUUAUAGGACCAUGGAACAAAAGUGAGUUCCUUUGGGGUGCUUCUCCGUUGGAUCUGCGAGGUAGUAAAACUGACUGGGUCCUUUGGCGUUCAGUUUCACGCCGUACGACUUCACACGGCAACCUCGCAAGUCGUGGUUCGUGUCGGACGAAAAGAUGACCGCAGCAGCAGGCGGCGCAGCGGCGUCCUCCUCGACACCGACGGCGGCGGGCGACCUUUCACCUGCCUCUCUUCCCGUCCAUUCGCACGCCGUCAAGCUCGAGAACCAACCACUAUCAGACAUGAGCGUCGAGCAGGCCUCGUCGCAUCUUGGCUCGUUCCUCGAACCGAGUACAACAGGGAGUGGGCGUCAGAGUUUCGAGAUGCAGAGUACGGGCACAGGAUCGGCCUUGGCGGCUGCGGCGAGCGUAGCGGCGAACGCACCGUCGGAUCCGACACGACGGAUCGAUUCGGAGGUGCAUGGGAGUAGUCUGGACGCGUCGACAAGCGCAGGUUCGACAAGCGCAGGUUCAAAUUUGGGGACAAUAGGAAUGACACCUGUUCGGGCAUCGAGUUCGGGCAAAGCUUUGGAUCUGAAUCCGGUGCUCGAGUCGGCUCCUUCCUCGCCCCAAACAGGGUAG